Molecule: messenger RNA, 1396 nt
Organism: Mustela lutreola (European mink)
Lineage: Eukaryota; Metazoa; Chordata; Mammalia; Carnivora; Mustelidae
Gene: TUSC1
Product: tumor suppressor candidate 1
Exons: 1
Coding region: 84-713 (209 amino acids)
Source: RefSeq, a predicted model, not a curated record
GCCCCGCCGGGCCCCGAAGUCGCCCGCGCCUUGGCGCCGGCCCCUUGGCCCGCGGCGCUGGCGGCGCGGUCGGGACGGGACGGAUGUGGCGCAUGCGUGGUGGCGCCACCAGGCGCGGGAGCUGCGGCGGUGGGGACGGCGGUGGGGACAGCCGCGGGCAGGGCCGCCCCGGCCGGGCUCGUGGGGGCGGCGGCAUCGGCGGUGGCGUGGGCUGGCGAGGCCGUGCGGGCGGCGCCCGACAGCAGCUGGAGGAGCGGUUCGCCGACCUGGCUGCGAGCCACCUGGAGGCCAUCCGCGCGCGGGACGAGCGGGACCGGCAGAACGCGCGGCUGCGCGAAGAGAACGCCCGGCUGCGGCUUGAAAACCGGCGGCUGAAGCGCGAGAACCGCAGUCUCUUCCGUCAGGCUUUGCGGCUUCCCGGCGAGGGUGGCGACGGGGCGGCCGCAGAGGCGGCCAGGGCCACCGCGGGCCCCGAGGAGGCCAGCACGAACCGGAGGGCGAGAGGCGGCGGCCUGGAGGACGAGCCAGGCAGCCCCAGGGCCCUGAGGGCCCGGCUGGAGAAGCUGGAGGCCAUGUACCGCCGGGCCCUGCUGCAGCUGCACCUCGAGCAGCGGGGGCCGCGCCCGUGUGGCGACAAGGACGAACCGCCUUUGCGCGCACCCGACUCAGGCCUGCGCGCCCCGGACGCGGAGCCCCCAGAGCCCUUGCUGUAGCCCGAGGCCGCGGCCGGGGGGAGGCGGGGCCUCGCGCGGCCCCUCCUUCUCCGCUCGCGGCUCCCGCACCUAGCAACGCCCUGGGCCCUCGGCGGCAGGACUGGACCACCGCGCCCCCGCCUCCCGCCCCGCGCUAGCCAGCGGGGCUCGGCGUCGGUCGCCUGCGGUGGAGAGCUUGCAGGGCCCGCUGGAUCCCCACAGUGCAGAGCACCUGCCUCUUGCCCCUGCUGGCUUCCAAGGGUUGAGGCCUAGAAACGGAGGGGGGGUUUGACAACAGCAAGAAAUGGGUGCCAGUCAACACGUCCUAAUGUCUGAACUUUUCAGGGUGUUGUGAGGACCUCUUCUACUCCCCCCCCCCCCUUCCUGUUUGGUUCUAUGAGGAAUGAAUAAUUCAUUUUGGGUUGGUUGAAUUUGUUGUUCAUACUUCAGUCCCCUAAAACCUCUAGCCAUUAUCCCUUACAUGGUCACCAUUUGCUUUUGUAAGUCAGUAUUACUUGGAUAGCCUAUAAAGUACCAACUUUUUAUUAAAAAGAUAAUAUUUAUUACUUAGGAAAUCCUAUGUCUGCCCCCUGCUCUAGUCCUUAAUCAUAUAUAUUGAUUUGUUUACCCCCAGGAAAUUUUUAAAACAUCUGCCUACAAGUGAUCUUUUAAAUUGGUAAAUAAAUCUGAUGCAUUAAAAAUAA